AUGGCAUCCCGAUUGUUGUGGGCUUCUUCUAGAGUGGCUUCUCGUCUCAGGAUCUCCGUUUCUCAACGAAGCUUCUCUUCUGUCUACGUAGAGUUGCCUGAUGUUGGACGUUCUGUCUCUCAGGGUGAGAGUUUUGGAGCUGUCGAAAGCGUUAAAGCAACGAGUGAUAUCAAUUCACCAAUCUCCGGCAAGGUCCUUCAAGUCAACAACGACCUAACCGAGUCCCCUGCUUUGGUGAAUUCAAGCCCGUAUGAAGAAGGAUGGAUCAUUAAAGUGGAGCUUACUGAUGCAGGGGAAGUGGAGAAGCUGAUGGAUUCAGACAAGUACUCCAAGUUCUGCCAAGAAGAAGAUGCUAAGCACUGA
Molecule: messenger RNA, 363 nt
Organism: Microthlaspi erraticum
Lineage: Eukaryota; Viridiplantae; Streptophyta; Magnoliopsida; Brassicales; Brassicaceae
Source: the annotation of a GenBank genome assembly